GCAGGGGGAGGGGGCGCGGUGGAGCGCGAGGCUGGCGUCGGGCCGCCGGCGGCCGGGCGGGAUUAAGUUUCUCGGUCGAGCGGGAGCGUCAGUGCGCGUUCUUCCCGAAGCUCCUCGCCGGGACGUUACUUCAGGACAGAAGAGAGCAAGCGUGGGCGAGGCGAGGAGAGGCUCCCAGUGUCCCCGGCGACCCCAGCUCCACAGCCCUCCGUUCCUUUCGCGUUCCCGCCGGGGGCGGCCGCUGCGAGCAGGAGUUCCUUAUAGUUGCUGUUUAUAAUCAUUGUAGAGAAGGACACUGAACUUGGGAAAAAUGUUAGAAACUAUAGACAAAAAUCGGGCCCUGCAGGCUGCAGAGCGCUUGCAGGCCAAGCUGCGGGAGCGCGGGGAUGUAGCAAACGAAGACAAACUGAACCUUCUCAAGUCAGUGUUGCAGAGCCCACUCUUCAGCCAGAUUCUGAACCUGCAAACUUCUGUACAGCAGCUGAAAGACCAGGUAAACAUUGCAACUCCCACAAUUUCAAAUGUUGAAUGUGCCCACAUUCCACAUCUCAGCCCAGCUGUAAUUCCUACUCUGCAAAAUGAAUCAUUUUUAUUAUCCCCAAAUAAUGGGAAUCUGGAAGUUCUUACAGGAUUGGGUACUGCACACAUCAAUGGGAAACCUGCUUGUGAUGAAUUUGAUCAACUGAUCAAAAAUAUGGCCCAGGGUCGCCAAAUAGAAGUUUUUGAGCUCCUCAAACCUCCAUGUGGAGGCCUUGGGUUCAGUGUUGUGGGACUGAGGAGUGAAAACCGGGGAGAACUGGGGAUAUUUGUGCAGGAGAUCCAGGAGGGCAGUGUGGCCCACAGAGAUGGAAGAUUGAAGGAAACUGAUCAGAUCCUUGCUAUUAACGGACAGGCACUUGAUCAGACAAUUACACAUCAGCAGGCCAUCAGCAUCCUGCAGAAAGCCAAAGAUACUGUCAAGCUGGUUAUUGCCAGAGGCUCAUUGCCUCAGCUAAUCAGCCCCAUAGUUUCCCGUUCUCCAUCUGCGGCCAGCACAAUUUCAGCUCACUCUAAUCCAGUUCACUGGCAGCACGUGGAGACUAUUGAAUUGGUAAAUGAUGGCUCUGGUCUGGGAUUUGGCAUCGUAGGAGGAAAAGCAACUGGCGUGAUCGUGAAAACCAUCCUGCCUGGAGGAGUAGCUGAUCAGCAUGGGCGAUUAUGCAGUGGAGACCACAUUCUGAAGAUUGGUGACACAGAUCUAGCUGGAAUGAGCAGUGAGCAAGUAGCCCAGGUCCUCAGACAGUGUGGAAAUAGAGUCAAAUUGAUGAUUGCAAGAGGUGCCAUGGAAGAACCAAUGGUUCCCACCUCUUUGGGCAUCACGCUGAACUCAUCCCCAUCUUCUACACCAGAGAGGCGGGUUGAUGCUUCUACUCAGAAAAGUGAAGAAAAUGAGACAUUUGAUGUAGAACUCACUAAAAAUGUCCAAGGAUUAGGAAUUACCAUUGCUGGUUACAUUGGAGAUAAAAAAUUAGAACCUUCAGGAAUCUUUGUAAAGAGCAUUACAAAGAGCAGUGCUGUUGAACAUGAUGGAAGAAUCCAAAUUGGAGACCAAAUUAUAGCAGUAGAUGGCACAAACCUUCAGGGUUUUACCAAUCAACAAGCAGUAGAGGUGUUGCGACACACAGGACAGACUGUUCACCUGACAUUAAUGAGGAGAGGAGCAAAGCAGGAUGCUGAGCUCGUGUCACGGGAGGACAUCACAAAAGAUGCAGUUUUGUCUCCUGUUAAUGCAAGUGUAAGCAAAGAAAAUUAUGAAGAAGAUGAAGAUUCUUUAUCUUUGAGGAGAAACACCAGCAUAUUACCAAUUGGAGAAGAAGGGUAUCCAUUACUGUCAGCUGGGAGAGAAGAUAUAGAAGAUGCUCAACAACAGGAAGCUGCCCUGCUGACCAAGUGGCAAAGGAUUAUGGGCAUUAAUUAUGAAAUAGUGGUGGCCCAUGUGAGCAAGUUCAGUGAGAACAGUGGGUUAGGGAUAAGUCUGGAAGCAACAGUGGGCCAUCAUUUUAUCCGAUCUGUUCUACCGGAAGGUCCUGUUGGACACAGUGGGAAGCUUUUCAGUGGAGAUGAGCUAUUGGAAGUGAACGGCAUAACUCUACUUGGGGAGAAUCACCAGGAUGUGGUGACUAUUUUAAAAGAACUGCCUAUAGAGGUGACAAUGGUGUGCUGUCGUCGAACGGUGCCACCCACCACCCCGUCAGAGUUGGAGAGCCUGGACUUAUGUGACAUUGAACUAACAGAAAAGCCUCAUAUAGAUCUAGGUGAGUUUAUCGGGUCCUCGGAGACAGAGGAUCCUGUGCUGGUGAUGACCGAUGUGGGUCAGAAUGCAGAGGAGGUUCAAGGACCUUUGGCCAUGUGGGAAGCCGACGUUCAGAACAUAGAGCUGGAGAAGGGGAGCAGAGGACUUGGUUUUAGCAUUUUAGAUUAUCAGGAUCCAGUUGAUCCAGCAAGCACUGUGAUCGUAAUUCGUUCUCUGGUGCCCGCUGGUGUUGCUGAAAAGGAUGGACGACUUCUCCCUGGAGAUCGACUCAUGUUUGUCAAUGAUGUUAACUUGGAAAACAGCAGUCUCGAAGAAGCUGUCCAGGCACUGAAGGGUGCACCGUCAGGAACCGUGAGAAUAGGAGUUGCCAAGCCUUUACCCCUUUCACCAGAAGAGGGUUAUGUUUCUGCUAAGGAGGAUUCCUUUCUCUACCCACCACAUUCCUGCGAGGAGGAAGGGCUGGCUGACAAAGCCCUCUUCAGGGCUGACUUGGCUCUGGUGGACACAAAUGAUGCUGACUUAGCAGAUGAAUCUGCCUUUGAGUCUCAGUACUCUCCUGAUGACAGUAUCUACUCGACUCAAGCCUCUAUUUUAUCUCUUCACGGCAGUGCUUGUAGUGAUAAUCUGAAUUUUGGUCCCUCCCUUCCAUCUUCUCCUCCCAAGGAUGUUACUGAAAAUUCCUCAGAUCCAGUACUUGACUUGCAUAUGUCCUUGGAGGAGCUAUACGCCCAGAAUCUCCUGCAAAGACGGGACGAGAGUCCGCCUUCUGUGGACUUGAGCAUGGGGACUGCUUCUGGCUUUACCAUAAAUGAUUAUACACCUGCCAAUGCUAUUGAACAACAGUACGGAUGUGACAACACAAGAGUGUGGACUGAACCUCACCGACCAAAUGAAGUUAUAUCAAGUGCAGAACUGAGUUCUGUGCUGACUGAUUCAGCUGGAAAGGGCUCCAAGUUCUUAAUUCAACAGGGGUCCCUGGCCUCUGGUGCUGAGUGUGUCAUGCUCCAAACGAUAUCCAAAGAAUCUUUCGAGAGGACUAUUACGAUAGCAAAAGGCAAUUCUAGCCUGGGAAUGACAGUAAGUGCUAAUAAAGAUGGCUUGGGGAUGAUUGUUCGAAGCAUUAUUCAUGGAGGUGCCAUUAGUCGAGAUGGUCGGAUUGCUGUUGGUGACUGCAUCUUGUCUAUUAAUGAAGAAUCUACUAUCAGUUUAACCAAUACCCAGGCACGAGCCAUGUUGAGAAGACAUUCUCUCAUUGGGCCAGACAUAAAAUUCUCUGCAGCACCUGCUGACGAUCGAGCCCCCUUUUAUGUAAUUACUUAUGUGCCUGCAGAACAUUUAGAAGAGUUCAAAAUAAGUUUGGGACAACAAUCUGGAGGAAUAAUGGCACUGGAUAUUUUUUCUUCCUACACUGGCAGAGACAUUCCAGAGCUACCAGAGAGAGAAGAAGGAGAGGGGGAAGAAAGUGAACUUCAAAAUGCAACAUACAGCAGCUGGAAUCAAUCCAGGCGGGUUGAACUUUGGCGAGAACCAAGCAAAUCCUUGGGCAUCAGCAUUGUUGGUGGACGAGGGAUGGGGAGUCGUCUGAGCAACGGUGAAGUGAUGAGGGGCAUUUUCAUCAAACAUGUUCUUGAAGAUAGUCCAGCUGGCAAAAAUGGAACCUUGAAACCUGGAGAUAGAAUAGUAGAGGUGGAUGGCAUGGACCUCAGAGAUGCAAGCCAUGAACAAGCUGUGGAAGCCAUUCGGAAAGCAGGCAACCCUGUAGUCUUUAUGGUACAGAGCAUUAUAAACAGACCAAGGAAAUCCCCUUUGCCUUCCUUGCCGCACAACCUUUACCCUAAGUACAAGUUCAGCAGCACUAACCCAUUUGCUGAUUCUCUACAGUUCAACGCUGACAAGGCAUUACAGAAUUCAAGUAGAGUUCUCUUCCGUUGUUCCCCAACUAACCCUUUUGCUCCCACACCAUUUAAGGCUCCCAGUCAGUCAGAAUCUGAGCCAGAAAAGGCUCCGCUGUGCAGUGUGCCUCCGCCCCCUCCUCCAGCAUUUGCAGAAAUGAGCGAGGAUCAUGCACAGUCAUCAGCAAGUGAAAUCUCAAUAGAUGUGGACAAAGAGGAUGAGUUUGGUUACAGCUGGAAAAAUAUCAGAGAGCGUUAUGGAACCCUAACAGGCGAGCUACAUAUGAUUGAACUGGAGAAGGGUCGUAGUGGUUUGGGUCUGAGUCUUGCUGGGAACAAAGACCGGUCCAGGAUGAGUGUUUUUAUAGUGGGGAUUGAUCCAAAUGGAGCAGCUGGGAAAGAUGGUCGAUUGCAGAUUGCAGAUGAGCUUCUAGAGAUCAAUGGUCAAAUUUUAUAUGGAAGAAGUCAUCAGAAUGCUUCAUCAAUCAUCAAAUGUGCCCCUUCUAAAGUAAAAAUCAUUUUUAUCAGAAGUAAAGAUGCAGUGAGUCAGAUGGCCGUAUGUCCUGGGCAUACAGUGGAACCUUUGCCUGCUACCUCAGAGAAUCUUCAAAAUAAGGAGGCUGAACCGAGUGUUACUACUUCCGAUGCAGCUGUGGACCUCAGUUCAUUUCCAAACGUGCAACAUCUGGAGCUUCCCAAGGAUCAGGGGGGUUUGGGCAUUGCCAUCAGUGAAGAAGAUACACUCAGCGGGGUCAUCAUAAAGAGUCUCACAGAGCACGGUGCAGCAGCCAGGGAUGGACGGCUCAAAGUUGGAGAUCAGAUCUUGGCUGUAGAUGAUGAAGUUGUUGUUGGCUAUACUGUUGAAAAGUUUAUUAGCCUUUUGAAGACAGCGAAGACAACAGUGAAACUGACCAUUCGUGCUGAGAAUCCAGAUUCCCAGGCUGUUGCUUCAGCAACUGGUACAGCCAAUGGAGAAAAAAAGAGCAGCCCCCAGUCUCUGAUGAUCCCACCGUCUGGCUCCCCGGAACCAGAGCCUAUCCGAAGUACAAGCAGGUCAUCAACACCAGCAGUCUUUGCUUCUGAUCCUGCAACCUGCCCCAUCAUCCCAGGCUGUGAAACAACAAUUGAGAUUUCCAAAGGGCGGACAGGGCUGGGCCUGAGCAUCGUUGGGGGGUCCGACACACUGCUGGGUGCCAUUAUUAUCCAUGAAGUUUACGAAGAAGGAGCAGCAUGUAAAGAUGGAAGACUCUGGGCUGGAGAUCAGAUUUUAGAGGUGAAUGGAAUUGACUUGAGAAAGGCCACACAUGAUGAAGCAAUAAAUGUGCUGAGACAAACACCACAAAGGGUGCGCCUGACGCUCUACAGAGAUGAGGCCCCGUACAAAGAGGAAGAUGUGUACGACACCCUCACCAUUGAGCUGCAAAAGAAGCCGGGCAAAGGCUUGGGGUUGAGUAUUGUUGGUAAAAGAAAUGAUACUGGAGUAUUUGUGUCUGACAUUGUGAAAGGAGGAAUUGCAGAUGCUGACGGAAGACUGAUGCAGGGAGACCAGAUACUAAUGGUGAAUGGAGAAGACGUCCGUAACGCCACCCAGGAAGCCGUCGCAGCUCUGCUAAAGUGUUCCCUAGGCACAGUAACCUUGGAAGUUGGAAGAGUCAAAGCUGGCCCAUUCCAUUCGGAGAGGAGACCUUCUCAAAGCAGUCAGAUGAGUGAAGGGAGCCUGUCAUCAUUCACUUUUCCACUUUCGGGAUCCAGUACAUCUGAGUCACUGGAAAGCAGCUCAAAGAAGAAUGCAUUGGCAUCUGAAAUACAGGGAUUAAGAGCAGUUGAAAUUAAAAAGGGACCCACUGACUCACUGGGGAUCAGCAUUGCUGGAGGAGUGGGCAGCCCGCUUGGUGAUGUUCCUAUAUUUAUUGCAAUGAUGCACCCGAAUGGAGUUGCAGCUCAGACCCAGAAACUCAGAGUUGGGGAUAGGAUCGUCACUAUCUGUGGCACAUCCACUGAGGGGAUGACUCACACCCAGGCAGUUAACUUUCUGAAAAAUGCCUCUGGCUCCAUUGAAAUGCAGGUGGUUGCUGGAGGAGAUGUGAGUGUGGUCACAGGUCAUCAGCAGGAGCCUGCCAGUUCUAGUCUUUCUUUCACUGGGCUGACGUCUAGCAGUAUAUUUCACGAUGAUUUAGGACCUCCUCAGUGUAAGUCUAUUACACUAGACCGAGGACCAGAUGGGUUGGGCUUCAGUAUAGUAGGAGGAUAUGGCAGCCCUCACGGAGACUUACCCAUUUAUGUUAAAACAGUGUUUGCGAAGGGAGCAGCCUCUGAAGAUGGGCGUCUCAAGAGGGGUGAUCAGAUCAUUGCGGUCAAUGGGCAGAGUCUAGAAGGGGUAACACAUGAAGAAGCCGUUGCCAUCCUUAAGCGGACAAAAGGCACCGUCACUUUGAUGGUUCUCUCCUGAAUUAGCUGCCAGAAUUGAGCCAACUCAACUUCUCACGUACAUCCCAUGCUACAAAGAGAGAGGAACUGGUCCUGUGGACUCCUCCUGGGCUGUGUUCAUCCGGCUCUUCAAAACUGUAGGAAAAAAAUCUCAUGUAAAUUUGUUUUUCUCAUAUGGAAAUGAUUUUCUUACAACCUAGCAUCACUUUCCCUUUCUCUUUGCAUUUUGUGAUGGAAACUCAAAGAGAAGGGCUCUUUGCAUAGAUAAAUCCAGUCUUUCUUCCUGAAGAUAUCUGACAUUUUAUAAUCAUGUGGGCAGAAAUUAAUAUGAACUCAACUGGUUAGUAGAGAAAGGAAAAAAAUCAUUUGAAAGCUAACCAAGGGGUAAUGGUCUCAUGAAAUUAAGGUGAAAAUUGAAAAUAUAAAAUAAAGAAGAAAAUCUCAAGUUUUAUACAAAUGCAUUGUUAAUCCACCUUCUCUCCCCACUUCUAACUAAAAAAGAAAAAACUACUGAAAAUGUUUAAAAAUACUUUCAGUAUUUUAAAAUGUUGAAAAUUAUUAAAACAUUGCAACUCCCAGCUCUAUUAAGCACAUAUAUAGUUUUUUCCUAAAAUGGGCUUCAAGAUUGGGUAAAUAACAACAGGAAGCAAUGUUCCUAAGUUUGUAAAGAAACCACUUAUUGCACAUCUUGAUUUUCAUUUUUGACCUAUUAUACAGUAUUUUCACAUUUCUAUAAGUAAAAUGAUGACGCUGCCCUGCAUUGACUGCGGUUUCUCUAGAAAGCAGCCUUGCUAACCAUGCCAGAAGCAUAGGAGUCUCUCUGAAUUGUUAGUGCUGGUUUUAAGGGAUGCAGCACUGAAACUGUGUCAGUGUGCUGUGCAGUUGGUUUUCAAUUAGUAUUAAUCUUAAUGACGGAGAAAAAGCAAUGCAUUAGUAAUUAUUUUGGUAGUAUGCCAUUAGUAAAUUGAUAGAAAAAUUAAGAGGAUUAACAUAAGUUCAUUUCAUUGCCUUAUAUUAACAUCUUAUAAUACAAUAGUUUAAGACUAAGGGAAACAGAUGGAGCUGUUUAUUGAGACAACUGGUGAGGAAUUAUCAUGUGUUCAUUCCCAUUUUAGAGCGUGAAACUCCUACAUUAGAAUAUAUAAAGUCACUUUAAAUAUUAUCUAUAUUUGUAACAAAAGUAGUGUACAGAUAUUUUAUUACAGUGCUUUUGUGUAAAUGCGGAAUUGAAGUGAAUAAAUAAGAAGUUUCAUGGUGCACAAAAA
Molecule: messenger RNA, 7877 nt
Organism: Kogia breviceps (pygmy sperm whale)
Lineage: Eukaryota; Metazoa; Chordata; Mammalia; Artiodactyla; Physeteridae
Source: RefSeq, a predicted model, not a curated record